Messenger RNA from Prosopis cineraria, 990 nucleotides. Its product is annotated as NDR1/HIN1-like protein 26. Lineage: Eukaryota; Viridiplantae; Streptophyta; Magnoliopsida; Fabales; Fabaceae. The record is from RefSeq and is a predicted model, not a curated record. The transcript has a single exon. Bases 190 to 831 code for a protein of 213 amino acids. Gene Ontology annotation, biological process: defense response to other organism.
CAUGGCAUAGGACAGACUAAUUGACGUUUAUGCUAUAUUUAUAACCCAUCCAACCCCUCUAGUCAUUUCUAUACAUCAGUGGAUCAUUUAGAAUUUUGUUCUGUGCUGCUGUUUCUCUUCUCUUCCUCCUUCCUCUCAUCUUCUUCACAGUAAUACCUCCCUUCAAACCGUCCUCUUUGCUUCUAGUCAAUGUCUGAAAUCACAAUAAAAUCUCCAAAACACUGUGCCCAGUACAAGCAAUGCUUCAAGAUUGAAAGAAACUACAAGAAGUUCUCCUUGGCUCUCUCUAUAUUCAUCACCGCAAUUCUUCUACUGUCGCUUGCGAUAUGGGUCAUCCUCCGCCCUGCCAAGCCUCAAUUCUCUAUCCAACAAGUUGAUAUCUAUCAGCUCAGUCUCUCAGGAUCCCGCAUAAACUCUUCCAUUCAGGUCACACUGCUCUCAAAGAACCCAAACCAGAAAGUCGCCAUUUACUACGACGACUUCCAAGUAUACGCCACCUACAAGGGCCAGCAGAUAACUUCAUAUACCUCUCUGCCACCGCUCUACCAGGACCACGAAGAGAGCAAUCUCUUAACAGCCCCUCUGGUAGGAAAUGAAGUCCCUGUGGCUCCCUCUCUUGGCUAUGAAAUGGGUCGUGAUCAAACUGUUGGAAGACUGGUUCUGAAUCUAAGAGUGAGUGGAAGGCUCCGGUGGAAAGUGGCGACGUGGGUCACUGGGCAUUAUGGGUUCGAUGUUAAAUGUAUUUCAGUUAUGGCGUUCGAACCCUCCAUGCCUUCUGCUCCUCUCACUUCAAACCAGGGUGCUCAAUGUUCUACCACUGUUUUAAACUGAGUUCCUUUAGUGUAAUCAAUCUGCUACUAUCAUUUGUGAGAGAUCCUUCUCAAGUUCUAUGAUUUCUGCCUCAGAUUGGUGUUAUUUACUUUUGCAGCCAAGAGAUUUGCGAAUAAAUUAUGUAUAUGCGUGUGAAUGAUAGGAGUGGAAGUUAUUUAA